ACGUUGGUGGAACAGUUUUCACUGCAAAGAUGUCGUCACUUCGAAAAUAUCCCAAUACGCUUCUUGGAUCAAUUACCUUUGAAUCCGAUUGCUACAUCAAUGAGGAUAAAUCAUUCUAUUUUGACAGGAACCCAGAACUUUUUAAUACAAUGUUGGACUAUUACAGAAAUGGUUGUAUUCAUCUUCCAAAACACCUCUGUGGAUGGUUAUGGGAAGCUGAACUGAAAUUUUGGAAAAUACCUCUAACUGAAGUUUCCGAAUGUUGUCAUAAGACAAUGUCAUCAUUUAAGAAAAGGCAAGACAUUUCAAAUGUGUUGCGUGCAGUGUUUUCAACACAGAACCAAUCAGAAUGCACUUCAACCUCGGUCAUUGCAAAAAUUUGUCAAAGACUAUGGCUGUUCCUUGAUGAACCGUCUUCGUCUAUUUGGGCCAGAGUUUUCAGUUUCGUAUAUUUAAGCAUAGUUUUAAUUUCUGCAAGUUUACCGUGCUUGAUAACACAUCCGGGAAUUCGAAUACAACACACAGACACCGAUGCAUUUUUGAAGAAGGCUGAGUUUAUAAACUUGACAUUUUGGAUGAACACAGAUAAUCCAAAAGAGAUGCAUUUGGCAACCAGUGAACAGCCUAAUUGGCUUCAUAGAACGAAUUUAGCUGUAAAUUUCUUCUUUUCAAUGGAGACAGUAUUUCGCUUUCUGGCAUGUCCCGUCAAGAAACGGUUUUUGAAAGAAUGGCUCAAUAUUUUAGAUAUUUACUUGUUUGUUAUUAUGUGGAUACGGUAUGAAGUAAUAGAAAACUAUGAUAAGGACUUGAUAACUAACAUACGUUUGGCUUACUUUCUUUGCUUUUGUGAAGUAGUAUCUGUGUUGCGUCUCUUUAGAUUUUUUCGACUGGCAAAACAAUACAGUAGCCUACGGAUAUUGUUUAUAACAAUAAAAGACAGUGUCAAGGAGCUGUUGUUGCUUCUGAUUACAUUUUUGGUCUUUGGUUGGAUGUUUGCAAACUUGAUAUAUUACACAGAAAUAAGAGAACCAGAUUCGUUCCCAAAUAUGUUAGUCGGGUUUUGGUGGUCAGUUGUAACCAUGACAACUGUCGGUUAUGGAGAUGUUUAUCCUGUUGGUCCACUAGGAAAGGUAGUUGGAGUUUUAUGUAGUUUGUGUGGAUUAUUAGUUCUUGCUAUGCCUAUAGCAAUCAUCGCGGGCAAUUUUAAUAACCUAUGUAGGCAAAAUGAAGAACGAGAGGCUUACGCUACUGUGCAAAUGAGCAGGAAACAGAACAUAUCAAAAACUGCAUGCAAUAUAUCAAGUAUAAACCCAGCUAAUACAUGAUCAAUGGAUUUAGAAAAAAAAACAUAUUAAUAAAUGGCAUACAAAUAUCCAGUUUAGGGUAUUCAAAUAAUGUAACCAUUUGCAAGGUGAAACUUUCGAUGUUCUUUCAUUCUGUGCAUACAUUUGUUAUUAUUGCAUUGUGAAUUAUUUCAAUAGUCUGAAGCAAGACGGAUUAUAUUUCUUAAAAGUAAAAAAGUAAAAGAGCUACCAUUUGAAGUU
This is a messenger RNA of Mytilus trossulus (common blue mussel), 1544 nucleotides long. RefSeq names its product potassium voltage-gated channel subfamily C member 3-like. NCBI's taxonomy places the organism in Eukaryota, Metazoa, Mollusca, Bivalvia, Mytilida, Mytilidae. The record is from RefSeq and is a predicted model, not a curated record. Gene Ontology annotation, molecular function: voltage-gated potassium channel activity. Gene Ontology annotation, biological process: protein homooligomerization; potassium ion transmembrane transport. The transcript is spliced from 2 exons. Gene Ontology annotation, cellular component: membrane; voltage-gated potassium channel complex. The coding region runs from base 30 to 1325 and encodes 431 amino acids.